This is a messenger RNA of Aureobasidium melanogenum CBS 110374, 534 nucleotides long. RefSeq lists its product as uncharacterized. The record is from RefSeq and is a predicted model, not a curated record. The coding region runs from base 1 to 534 and encodes 177 amino acids. NCBI's taxonomy places the organism in Eukaryota, Fungi, Ascomycota, Dothideomycetes, Dothideales, Saccotheciaceae. The transcript has 2 exons.
AUGCGAGAAGACCGACUUGUCUUCUCCGACCUCCGACUGGACGCUGGUGAAAAACGCAAAUUUCUACAAUGCUAUCAACAUGAUUACGAUACCUACAGGCGUUACCUCAGAGAUGAAUACUGUAUUCGUCACAAGGCCCAAUCAGCGCUGGAAGACAAAGAUGAGGGUUUUAUCACCACUCGUCGUGGAACUGUGACUGGAUUUGGUCAGGGUGAUGUUGAGAUACGUUUGCCAGGACUUAGCUGUCCGCUUUGGGCUGUUCAAGCACAAAGCACAGGUCUCAAAAAGGGAGAUUCUGGGGCCUGGGUAACAAACGUCAGAAGCGAGCUUUACGGAAUGCUUGUCGGAGGACUUCCUAGUCUCCAGCUCGGACUUCUCGUCCCUGCGUCACACAUCUUUAAGGAGAUGGUAGGCCAAGGUCUAGAGCAACCAUUUCCGCCAUCUCUAUUGGAGAUAGCGAUCCACGCCACUGAAGUGGGGAUACUUUCCUACUCUCCACGAGACCUCUUUGGCCUCUCACGAACAAGCAGUUGA